GGCACCAAAAAUAUCUAUUUUUACUUCCUGCCCUGCUGGAUGUCCUAUUAACCAGCACUCGGCAGGAGUUGAUUUGAAAUUUGAAAUGACUUCAACUAUUAGGGGAAAGGGGGGUCGAUAGGUGCCCCAAAAAUUUUCCUUUCAUAAUUAAUCAAAUGGGCGCUGGUUUUGUUAAAAGAAAAGAAGCUGGUGAUGCCAGCCAACAAAAAUAAUGUCAACCAGAGUGAACUGCGACAGCGAUGCUGGUAAAGAUUUUGAUUGAAUACAUUCUACUUUAGAAAAUUAAGUGAGAAACAAUGAGCUCUGUACCUAUCCUGCUAGUCACUGCUAAUGUUGGCUCUAUAUUUGAAGAGCCAACAGAAAUGCUUAAACUAUGGACUGAAGAAUUUCUAUCUAAAAUUGCCAGUUUAGAUGCCAAGUUUAUUGCUUUACAUUGCCAGGAAGUUGGUGGUAAGAAGUAUGAAAAAUCCAUGAAGCACGUAGAACGUUUCCUUCUUCUCCUCUCUUCUAGCCCAGAAUUGCAAAAUUUCAACAAAAUUAGAAUAUUUCUUGACGAGGACUAUACUUCUGUUGAACAUUUUACAGCUUUAGGAAAUCUUUAUUUUAUUCACAACUCCAUACAUGAUGCUAAAAUCUGGGACUUUAAAAAAUCCGACUUUGCCCAAGUUGCUGAUAAUAAAACGUUCUCGGGAAAUAUCGAAUCAGUCGAUACCAAAGAAAAAUCCAAAUUUCCCCAGCAUUUUUUUCCAGAGUGUAAAUGGUCAAGAAAAGGUUUUAUGCGCACAAGAUGGUCACUUUGCGGCACCAUAUUUGAUUUAGUCAAUAUCCAUCUGUUCCACGACGCUUCAAACCUAGUAUCCAUGUCUUCAUAUCCGUCAGUUUACAGUCGCAACCGACAAAAGGCACUGGAACACACCCUGUACAAGUUUCACAAUGACCCAUUGGACAACAUACCAUAUUUUCUUUUUGGAGAUUUUAAUUUUAGGACUGAUAAUGAAGGCGUGAUUAAGAAACUUACUAAUGGCUUAACUAAAACUAGGAUACAAAAUACCAAGAAUAAUGAUCAAACCAAGCUGCAUUUUAAUAAUGAGGAAAAUAAUUUGAUAUUAAGUAUUGGCAAGAAGGAGUUUAGCCAUAAGGACCAUGAGAGAGUGUUCCUAGAUUUUGAAUGGUUAAAAAAAUAUGAUAAAGAACCUGAAGCUUUUUCGAAUAUCCUAUCGGAAUAUCCAAUAAAUUUCAUACCUUCCUAUCCAUUUGAAGAGAAAAUAACCAAAGGAACCAGCUAUAUGCCCACCCGUUGUCCAGCAUGGUGCGACAGAGUUUUAUUUAGUCAUACAGCACAGAAAAUUAUUGAUGAGGGGCAUAAUCAUGAAUACGGACUUUUGGGCGUCAAAACUUGUAUGGGAGAUCACAAGCCAGUGUUCUUGAGGAUAUCCCUUCGUGCAAAUGCAGGUAUAGUUAAAUGUUGUGACCAUGCGUUGUUCGUUUGCUUGCCUGUCACGUGCUGUUGCUGUCGCAAUUUCGCUUCUGUCACUAUAAAUGUGGUCGACAUGAGCAUUAACAGCAACGUGAGCCGCUCUUUAACAGAUGCAAAUUCAAUCGAUUCAAGUUUACUGCAUGAUCGUAGUGCGACAAAAGGCAUGUUGUCGCACGACCCUUACACUCCUGAAAGUUCGAACUCGCGCACACCUCAACCGGAAGAAGUCGAUGGAGAGGAGGUGGAUGAGGAGAGCUGGAGAAGCACUGUAUCACCAAACGAACUGAAAAGUAAAUUGGAGAAUAUUAUUUGUAAAAAGUCUUUCCCAUUGAUCAAGCAAUCAUCUUUGGAAGACGAGUAUUUAGAUUUGGAGUUGUUGACUACUAUUAGGAUAGAUGAGGCUAGAGGGCGUUUUAGUAGCUCGAGUGGUGAUAGUAAGAGUUUUAAUAAAGAUAUCGAUCGAAUAUCCAAGCGUGGUAAUAGGAAAAAAAAUAAGCGAAGGUUUUUGAAGUGUUGUUCACUCGCAUGAUUUUAUAUGUACUUAGUUUUUUUUGUUGACAAUAUUUAGAACGUGUUUCAAAAACCAAAUUUCCUUUCCAACUCAUCCACAUGAUCACUAGCUAAUUAAUUUUUGUCGCACGUUUUAAAAUUGUUUUAUUUGUAUAUAUAGGCCUUAACAUAGAUAGUAUUUAGCUUGGGUGGAAAAGGAAAGGUUCUUUAUCAAUAACAUAAUAGACAUUUUCACCUCAAAUGAAUUUCAUAUUUCUAUUAUUUUUAAUCAGUUGUACGGAUCAAAAUAAAAAUACCCUUAGUUGGCCUUGAAAAUUCAUCUUUUGGUAAUAAAUAAUUUUUACAAAGUACUGUUUUUGUACCAGAUAUUUGAACAUAGUAAAUAGUGUCAGUCUGUGACGUACACUUCUGCAUCGACCUAUAAGGAUAGUUCACAAUGAAUUUGACCAAAUUUGACGCACAUUUCUCUUGCGUUCCUUGUUUAAGCUCUGAAGAGUGAAAAUGACGACAUUCGUUGUACGUAUUUCCACGUCAUUCCUUUAAUUUUUUCAAAACAACCACCUCUUGUUGGUUUUCUUCAGUUUUUGGUUGGUGUAGAAGCUGACGUCAUAUUCGGCGAGAGUUUUGAGGUUUCAAAUUCUGCAUCAAAAAUAGGAACUUAUAGUACAAGAGCCAGUGAAAAAAAAUCCGGCUCAUUUUAUUAUGGCUGAAAAAUUUAGGAAAUGUAGAAUCAAUCAUGAACAAUACGAAAUCGCGUGCCUGCCUGCUCGUAUCGGUUGCGUUUAUUAAUAAAAAAAUGUUUAACGAGGUUUUGUAAAAGCAAAAACCGACUCAUCGCGUUUUGCAUGAAAAUUUGUGUGAACAUAGAACAAACACCCCCAAGUAUGAUUUCGAAUGCCUGUCUACCUAAAUCAGUUGCCAAAUAGCGCCUGUCAAAUAAAAAUCGACUGAAAUUUUUCUCAAAAUUCGACUCAUCGCGUUUCGAGUGAAAAUUAAAUAUAUCACAGUUAAGGGCAUUACAAGAACAUUUAUGACUGCCUGCCCGAUCAAAGCCGUUGCUUUCUAAUGCCUGCCUGGUCCCAAAGAUCGCAAAGUAUAAUAAUAUACCAGGUGGAAUACUCAAAUUCACAAAAUAAAAACACAUAGACCGUGCCGACCUAGAGAUGCACAAAUAACAAUGAUUUCGUUGCAAUGUUGCCAGGCUUUUUUGACGACUUCCGUUCAACUGAGUGACAAAAAUCCUUCAAAAUCCUUCAAAACAGUGGCGGUUGGCCGGCACCACCAACUAUUGACAAUUUCGAAAAUGAAUGAAGAUCUGGACGUCAUUUGGGGAUAAAUUCUGCACUCGAUUUAUUAAUUUGUUGUUGUUUCUUUUGGUAAAUACUAAUAGAAACAAUCCAAAACAAGUCUGUUAUUUUUAUAUAAACAUUGUUCAUGUUCAAAAUAACUCGAUUCCAGUGGCUGAAAAAUCUGUAUCAUAAUGAAGUUCAUUAUGAAACAGAUGUUAUAGACUUUAUAAUUUAAGUAAUUAAUGAAAUUUAAUUUCGGUGAUAAAGGUUGAUCUAUUUAUGAAAAUUACAAUAAGCUUUUUCAAGAGAAAAGAAAGAAAGUCUUUAUAUUAGCUGCCUCCGAUGAAGGGUAACAGCUAAGUGUUCUCAUAAACACCUCAAUGGUCCGAGGUUCCCAUGGUCUUUUUGCCUGCGCUUGGGUACUUUAUGACGUCCAUAAAUCCAUAAUCCAUCUAGGUGUACUGUCGUCAAAGUUUUCGACGAUAACACAGAUUUGAAUCGUUUAAGAAGCGUAUUAUGAAACGUCAGUAGAAAAUAGCUAUUUACCUAACAAGUGCGGAAAAUGAAUUUUUCCGCAAGUGUUAGGUACAAUAUUUUUCCUACAGGCGAAAAAAUGUAAAAUUUUUCUUUUUUUUUUUGACAUAUCAGUGCGGUAAAUUUUUUUCCGCACUGACAGCCGUGCGGAAAAACUUUUUCCGCACUGAUAUGUCAAAAAAAAAAGUUUUACCGCACCGUGCGGGAAAACUCAUUUUCCGCACGCAUAUCAGUGCGGAAAAUCGAUUUUUCCGCACGGCUGUAGGAAAAAUAUAUUUUCUACGAGCGUGCGGAAAAGUGUACUUUUUCGCACGCAUUUUAGGUCAUGAAAGUACCACUUUUCCGCACUAGUACUUUUUGGCUUUUUUUCGCACUGAGUGCGGAAAAGUAAUUCCUGAAAUUUUUAGGUAUACAGGUACUUACAGGUUUACAGGUAUACUACAGGUACAGGUACGAAAAAGUGAAAAAAAUAUCUUAAAUUGAUGAAUAUGUAGGUAAAAAUAUUAACUUUUAUCUCGUAGAAAAAAUAGUGUUCCUAACUCGUGCGGAAAGUCUCUUUUCCGCACUCGAUUGCUUGCCGAACUCUGCUACGCGUCGUUCGGCAAACUGCAAUCGCGUGCGGAAAAGUGAUACUUUCCGCACUAGUUAGGAAAUAUACUAUUACCAAAUAAAAAAAAAACACUACCUAUACCUAACAUGAAUUUGCAAAGCAGAAAAGUAACUUUUGAAAGAAAAAUUUGUGUGACAAAAUUCUGACAAUUGAAGACCCUGAUGCAAGAAGGGGAUAAGUAACAAUAUGUAAAUUUUUCAGGAGAAGCAAAAACCGUUUUUAUUUCAAAAUUAAAUUUUAUGUUGCUCAUGAAGUAUGGCCAAACUAGUACAACAGCUAUAUAUGAUUUAAACAGCAUUUGACAGCCAAAUAAGAAUGCUAUUAAGCAAAAAAAAGUUGCGGUGCAAUAAUGGGAUAAGUUGCAUUUAAACUAUUUUCAGCAAAAAAGUAAUUAUUAUUCAAUGUGUAUCAACCUCAGAUGAAUAUAAACUGAAGUAAUAUGCUAAUAAUUUUAACAUAAAGUCAAAUGUUUCUCAUGAGAAUAGCCAACUAUCUCUCUCUGCUAGAACUUGAAGCCAGGAACUCACUGCCGGAACUUUGAAAUGGUUCAUUCUCCUUACAGCCUGAGCUCAUAAUAAUGUCCUAUAUUUCAAAUAAUAAAAAAUAACGCAAUAUUUUAAUGCACCGCACCCUUACUUAGGUACCAGGUUAACUUAUUUUUACUGUCCAGAAAGCUGUCUCUGAUCCAACGGUUUUUUGGUGACUACCUGACUGAGGUCGUAUGCACACAUACCUUACCUGAUCAUGCAAUGGGACAAAAUUUCCCACAUAUAAAAAUAAUACUAAAUUUGGUGCAAGAACGGGAUAUGUUACACAAAUCUUAUCCCAUUAUUGCACCAGACCCUACCAGGGGAUAUGUGGUUUGCUAUCAUAAUUCAGUAUCUGUUAAGCGUACGUAUCCCAAACUUGCAUCAGGCAAGAAGAGCAACUUUUUAAACCUACAUAUGCAACUAUCUCACUUUUGCAGAUUUAUGCACUUAUCCCCUUCUUGCACCAGAGUCUUCAAUUGACACAAAAUCUCCAUUUUCAAGCAGUCAUUCACCAAUGGUACAGGGUUUGUUUAUAGCUGGAACACUCAGUAACUUUUCUAUUAUUGAAAAUAGAGGUCAUGUAUAAAUUGGAUUUCUUGGUUAAUUGCAAAGAUCUUAAUCGCUACAACGAUAUUUUUUUUGCGCCAAAGGUAUACAGGGUGCGCCAAAAAAGUCAUUUUUCUUAAUGGAUUGCCCUGUAUGUUUUUGAAUUUUUAAAAUUCUAAAAAAUUAGCUUCACAAAAAUUUCACACACUAUUUGGAUAACAAAAAUUCACAGGACGUUCCAUUGAAAAAAAAAUAGUUUUUUAACGCAUCUUGUAUACCUUUACCAAGAAAUUUUCCAACUUGAACAUGCACUCUAUUUUCAAUGAUAAAAAAGUAAUUGAGUCUCCCAGUUAUACAAAAACACAAAGUCCCAGUACCAGAUCUGAGAUCAGAACUUUUGUCUCCAGUGACUUUACCUGUAACCGACUUGGCAAUGGCGUCGAACACUCAUCCCAGAAUCCCAGCAGCACUAAUAUUACCAGCUUGUUGAAAAAUCAUUAUCAGUAUCUAUCUAGGUAUAAUAAUAAAUAAAUGUCGAUUAUUUAAAAAUGUGUGUAUAUGUACAAUAUAAUAUGUUUAAUAAAAAAAACCCAUAUUUUCUUUGUGUCCUACUUUGCUAAGGUCGUAGAGAAAAUGUUGAUCCUAACUCAGGCAUAAAGUAUUUUUCGCUCCGCGUCGUUCGGGUCAACGGCAGUCGCGUGCAGGAAAGUAUAACGAUAACGCGGUGAGUCGAAUUUUGAGAAAAAUUUCAGUCGAUUUUUAUUUGACAGGCGCUAUUUGGCAACUGAUUUAGGUAGACAGGCAUUCGAAAUCAUACUUGCGGGUGUUUGUUCUAUGUUCACACAAAUUUUCAUGCAAAACCCGAUGAGUCGGUUUUUGCUUUUACAAAACCUUGUUAAACUUUUUUUUAAUAAUAAACGCAACCGAUACGAGCAGGCAGGCACGCGAUUUCGUAUUUUUCAUGAUUGAUUCUACAUUUCCUAAAUUUUUCAGCCAUAAUAAAAUCAGCCGGAUUUUUUUUCACUGGCUCUUGUACUAUUAUAUUUUGACAAAUCAAAUGUCUCCGAAAGUAAUGUCAAUAUACUUAAAUUUGUGUUCUGGAUCUGAAAGUUAUAAAAAAAUACUAAAUCUACCCAUUUUAUAAUGAUGUGGAUAUUGUUACAGAAAAUUAACUUAUUUCUCUGUUUUCGAGUCUUGUGGCCCUUGGGGUAGCUAUUGUUUUCUUAAAUUGAUUAUUCGAAGCUCAAACAAAUUUAACUUCAACAUUACAAUUUGAUAAAGAUUUAUUCAUUAUUAUUUGAUAUUCCCUGGUGUCUUUAUGUUUAGGGUUUAAAAAAAUUACUACUUAUUCACUAUAGACUUAAGUGUACCGGUAAGACUGAUUUAUUACAAUUUAGAAUAGGAAAAUGGUUUAUUGCCUAUGCCUUUCCAAAUCCCAGUUGUCACUUAAUUUUUUAUUUUAAAUUUAACAAGAAAAUAUAGUAGUUUUUGCCGUUAUUUUAUUUUUUAUUUAUUUGUUUGCUUGUUUGUCUGUCUCAUUUUUAGAGAUAUUUACUCUGAGUUUGAUUCAACUUCAUCAAUAUGCGCAUUAAAAUAAUGCACUGCAUAAAAAAUGCAACAGUUCUAGAAUGGGUUUUGUCGGGGUUGGAACAAAUCCUCUCCUUGCUUGCUUGGAGAAUUUGUUUUACAGAAAUAGACAAAGGAGCUGUGUUUAAUUAAACUAUUUUAAUAGUUCUCAAUUCUUCAAUUUCUCAGUCGAUUUUGAUAAUUUCUGGAUGCCCAUUUAAAUUUACAAAAGCUACCUUGGAACCUACCUUCCGUAAGGCGUAAAUUCCUGCUGAAAUACAUAAAUUCAAAAGCUUUUCAACAAUAAUAUUUAUUUUGUAUAAUAGCUAUCUCAGCACCUUUAGAUGCGGGUUUGAGGCCAUUUUAACUAGAACCAAAAUAGCAUUUCUUAGCGAUUCAAUUUUUUUUGCGUAUCAUAUUUGAAGAAUUGAGAAAGUUUAAAGGAUCCAAAUUGCAAAUAAUUUUCAGAAAUUUAUAUUUAGAGGCCUACAAGAAAAUUAUUUAUUUGUAUCACUCAGUUGCAGAGAACUAAUGUCUUUAGUUCGAAGACUGAGAAAAAAAAUUCUUAGGAAUAAUGACAGCGCUUUCUUUUUUUUUUUGGUGAUUUCUUUUACAAAUUAAACAAAACUUAGAAAAAAUAUCAAUCAUUCGCCCAUUUCAUAAUAUUUUGUGUGUCGUGUCAUGUUUCUCAAGUAUAUUUGAAUUGAUUUUUAUGUUUUUUUUUUUUUCGUGUUCUUUUUUUAAGUUUUUUUUUUGUGCGACUUUUUUAAUUUGCGUUCAGUUAAGCUGAAUAACACUGUUAGCUUAUUAUUUUUCUUACAAUUUUUUGCAUGAAAAUUUUCAUGUUUUAUCUAAAAUUAAAUAUCUCUCUGACGGACUUUUGCAAGAAAAUUAAUACGAAAACAGUCCUCCUAUAUUCAGUACGUCAUUUUUUAACCGUCUUGCCCUUGUUAUGUUGGAGCAUGGAGAUAUGGUUGCCGAAACCAGUCAACAAUAAUUUCGAGAGGCAUAAUUUUUCAUCAAACAAUAAACCCACAUUUUUCAACCCUCUGGAUAUCAAUACAUUUCCUGGCAGCGCAGGCCUGGCAUUUUGGUAACGAUAAGUCCUUCAAAAUAAUGCAUAACUUAACGUUCCUUCUCACUCAAUAUAUGGGGAAUUACUUUGAAAUAUAAAAUAAGUGAGUUUAACUUCGGGUAAGACUUUGUCAUCGAAACUAUCGUUAAUGCAUCGUUUCGGUUAUUUUUAUUUCCAAUGACUACGAGAGUAGGGUUGAGACGGUUUCAAACUGAGGUACUCUUAUUGUGUCGGUAAUGGAUCGAUUCUGUUUCUAGAAGGUAAGUGUAGAUGUUGCUUUAGAUGUUAACAAUUAAGAUGGGUUCUAACACAGCCAUUUAAUUCAAUUUAGGAUUUAAGAUAAUUUAAAAGUCCGUCAUAUGGCAUGGUAGACUUUUUAAAUUUAAUUAUAUUAAAUUUUAAAUUGGAUUAAAUGGCUGUUAGAACCCACUUUAAAAGAAACAAUAAUUCAAAAGCUCAAAAUGACAGUAUUUUGUUUUUAGGAAAGUUAAACGAUGCAACAGCACCAGAAUCGUCCAACAAGAAGGACGAUGAAGAGGAUAAAGAUAACGCUAUCAGCGAUUACAUUUACAUCCAGAAUAUAUUGCAUCCAAUGAAAGUCAUGAAGGAGUCUUCAGUUUAAAUUCAUUUUAUCUUCAAAUUAUUUUGAAGCAGGUUUACGUUAUUUGGAAAAAAACUGGAAAGAAUCUUAAGGAAAGAGUUUUAAAUAUUGUAAUGUUUCUUUUAAAAGCAUCUUUGUCUGGAAUUUUAUCAAGGUCUCUCUAUGUUUACUAAAUAUUUAUUAGGAAAUCUAAGUAUCGUUAUAGAUUACUCAGUACCUACCAAUGUUAUUCCAUUAAUUAUUUGAUCAUCUAUGUAUUUUGUGCACUGUUUUGUGGACCUGUUGAUUUACUAUAACUAUAAAAUAAAACUAAAACGCGCAUCUUAUUUAUAUCCAAAAAUUUAUUUUUGUUUAGAAAUCUUAAUCUAUUUAAUCAAGACUCUGAAUAAUUGAACAUGGAUAUAUUUACCCAUACAAUAAAAAUAAUACAUGUUUACAUCCAUAGUACUAGAAUAAUAUGUGUAUCCCAAAUAAUAUGUAUCCAUCCCUGUGGUUUAUAUCAGAAAUAAUUAACGUACAUGUACUCAGUACUCAGUAGCUUGAUAUAGGUGAUGAAUUAAAAAAAAAAAAAUCUAAGUACCAUGGUCGGUACUAAUAUGUAUGGUUUUGCAACAAUCGCAAUUCAAUUGGCGCAGUUUUGAUCAACUGACUGCACAAAACAGAUCAGAUAUAACCACUUAAAACCCACGGUAAUUUUUAUCAAUAAACUAAAUCUUUCAUUUAUAUAUGUGCCUUCUGAUUGGUUAGAGUUGGUUUUUUAGUACCUUAUAGAUACGAUACACUCAAAUUAAAUAAAAAUUUAUACCUACUUAAUAAAUGUUUGUGAAUGUUUAGGGUAUUUGUCCGUAAAAUUAAGGCAGUAUUCAAUUAUUGUUAAGCAUAUAACUGCAGUAAGUACUCAAUUGUCUUUUUUUAUUUUUUUAGAUAAUUUUAUUUUUGUUAUCCAAAUAAUGGAAUAUACCAGUUUUAUGUAAACCAAGGUAUGUGUAUUUUUGUAUUUUGUUUGGAAAAACAAAUCUCAUGGUAGUUCUAGGGCACAAUUACUAAUAGCUCCAAACGAAGCCGUAUAAAUAAAAUCGCACAUCGCAGCAUUAUUCUGAUAAUCCAUCUCUGCAAUUUUAUAUUCAGGAUUGAUGGAUACUUUGAUUUUAUAAUUUCCAGGCUCCAGAUCAGAUAUGUCGACCCAUUGACAGUCAACUGUGUGUUUGUAUAUAUCGGAACAAUUAACAGAUAUUCCUUGGUCACCGUAGUUGGCGCAUGCGUAUUUGGGCUCGAUUCCAGGAAGGCAUUGAUUGUCUUCCAGGCAAAAUGACGCUUUGUGACCUUCUGCUACCUUUUUGCCAGAUAAAUUGAAGACGUCGAAGGUGGCGAAUACUUCCAUGCUGUGAUAAUGCCUAUUAGAAAAUUUUAAAUUAUUACUAGAUUUUUGAAAUCCUACAGUUACUUACAUAUGGCACAUAUGCCACUCCCACAAGUGUUUGGGUAUCACGGGUCGGAAAUCUGCAUUGCCUGCAUUUAGUGCACGAGCUGUGAAUCUUAACAAUCUUCUAGUUUCCAAGUGCCAAGCGUCAUUUUCCUUUUGAAUUUGAUAGGCAGAUGAGGCAGCACAAUUUUCUUCCAUAGCGCAUUGUAGAAAAAACAUCGGUUGAUCUUGAAGAUACGCCGACCUUAUGAGUUCAUCGUAA
Ceutorhynchus assimilis (cabbage seed weevil) is the source of this 10423-nucleotide messenger RNA. The record is from the annotation of a GenBank genome assembly. Lineage: Eukaryota; Metazoa; Arthropoda; Insecta; Coleoptera; Curculionidae.